UCUCUGCGAUAUUAUAUUACCGUUGUUGUUGUUGUCUCUCCUCCUCUUUCGAUUUCAAUGGCGAAUUCAAACACAUACCUAACCACGCCGACUAAAACCCCUUCUUCAAGGAGAAACCAACAGAGCCAAUCGAAGAUGCAGUCUCAAUCCAAGGAUCCUGUAAACGCAGAGACUAGGUCACGGUUCGAGGCUUACAACCGUCUCCAAGCGGCGGCGGUUGCCUUCGGUGAGAAACUUUCUAUACCUGAGAUUGUCGCAAUUGGUGGCCAAUCGGACGGUAAGAGCUCUUUACUGGAAGCGCUUCUAGGGUUCCGAUUCAAUGUCAGAGAAGUCGAAAUGGGAACGCGACGCCCUUUGAUUCUCCAGAUGGUUCAUGAUUUAUCAGCGUUGGAACCACGGUGCCGAUUCCAGGAUGAAGAUUCUGAAGAGUAUGGUAGUAGUCCAAUUGUUUCGGCUACAGCAGUAGCAGAUGUGAUUAGGUCAAGAACAGAGGCGCUUUUGAAGAAGACGAAAACAGCAGAAUUAUCCUCACCUCGGAGUCCUUGAAAGCAGCAUCAAUAUCCUCCAUGUUUGAAUCAUCCUUAUCCUCGAACACUGGAGGCUUGUAAUCUUUCUUGAACCAUUCAUCUUCAAAUACCUCUUGUGGUGUUACACACCAUGAAGCUCUACUUAAUGUAUCUGAAUAGCAUACAUAAACUUGGGUUAUGAUUAGAGAAGAUGACUGAAUGAUUAAUAAGAGAAUCAAAUAAGGAGGCA
Messenger RNA from Camelina sativa (false flax), 756 nucleotides. Its product is annotated as dynamin-related protein 5A-like. Gene Ontology annotation, molecular function: microtubule binding; GTP binding; GTPase activity. NCBI's taxonomy places the organism in Eukaryota, Viridiplantae, Streptophyta, Magnoliopsida, Brassicales, Brassicaceae. The record is from RefSeq and is a predicted model, not a curated record. Gene Ontology annotation, cellular component: cytoplasm; membrane; microtubule.